UGGCUGUGGGCGGCUGUGGCUUUAUUUACUCCUCAAGAAUCGUUCAUCUCUGCUGACCUCCCUCGUCGUCCUCCUCCACUCCGCUCUCCAACGCCACGACGCGUCCCAAUUAAACCCUACUCCUCUCUCUCUCUCUCUCGUUAUUUCCGCCCGCCUCUCGCAGAAAAAAUCAGACAGAAUAAGCGGAGGGGGAAGGGAGAGGAACAAGGAAACAAAAUCAGACAGAAUUCUCUGCGGUGAAUGGAGGUGCCGGCCGAGUGCGCGGGCGGCGGGAGGGUCAAGAAGGAGGCGGACCUCUUCCUCGUCGACGACCUACUCGACCUGCCGUGCGACGGCGACGAGGAGGAGGUGCAGGAGGCGGUGGUGGAGGAGGGCGAGGGCGAGGGUAGUAAGGCGAGGGAUUGUGGCGGCGCCGGCGGCGAGGACGGUGCCGCCGGGAACGCUUCGAACGAUUCGUCUACGGUGACUGCGCUGGACAGCUGCAGCAACUCCCUCUCCGGCCUCGCCGACGGGGACUUCUCCGGCGGGCUGUGCGAGCCGUACGACCAAUUGGCGGAGUUGGAAUGGCUGUCCAACUACAUGGGCGAGGACAACUUCCCGACGGAGGACCUCAAGAAGCUGCAGCUCAUCACCGGCAUCCCGCCGGCCUCCGCCUCCGCCUCCGCCGCCACGGCCUUCGCUCCCACCCCCGCUCCCGCGGCCGCAGCGGCGCAGCCCGGCGGCGGCGUGUUGCCACCGGAGGCGCCCGUGCCAGGCAAGGCGCGCAGCAAGCGCUCCCGCGUCGCGCCAUGCAGCUGGGCCUCCCGCCUGCUCGUGCUCCCGCCCACUCCCGCCUCGCCGCCAUCCCCGGCGUCCGCGGCCAUCUCGCCGUCCGAGUCCGGCACCGCCGCACCGGCGUUCCCGGCCAAGAAACCGUCGAAGCCCACCAAGAAGAAAGAAGCGCCGAAGGCCCCGGCGCCGAACGCCGCGGCGUCGGGCGGGGAGGGGAGGAGGUGCCUGCACUGCGAGACCGACAAGACGCCGCAGUGGAGGACGGGGCCGCUGGGCCCCAAGACGCUGUGCAACGCGUGCGGCGUGCGGUACAAGUCCGGGCGCCUCGUGCCGGAGUACCGCCCGGCGGCAAGCCCGACCUUCGUGGUGUCGAAGCACUCCAACUCCCACCGCAAGGUGCUCGAGCUGCGCCGCCAGAAGGAGGCGCACCUGCACCCGCACCACCAGUACCAGCCGCAGCCGCAGGCGCUGGGGCAGCACGUCGGCGCCGGGGCCGCCGGCGGGCUGAUGUACGCGCCAGGCCCGCUGCUGUUCGACGGGCCGGCGGGGCCGCUCAUCGGCGACGACUUCUUGAUCCACAACCGCAUAGGGCCGGACUUCCGUCAGCUCAUCUAGGGACGUCGCCGCCGCCUUUGUUUUGCUCUAGAGUUGAUCCAAUAGACCAGGAAUAAUGCAGCAAAACCAGAAACUAAUCCUGUUUAGGAGGGGUUUUUCUUCAGUUUUAAUUAUCUGCCAGCCUUUUUUGGAACCCUGCUUAUUUUUGUUUCUCUCCAUUUCUCGGUUUUUCGAGGUUUUUUAGACUCUUCUCAGUUCUUGAGUUUCUAACCCCUUAGAAAAUAAUUCUAGGGAGUUACUAGUUUCUUAGCCUUUUUUUUUCCUUUUUUCUCUUUGUUAGCAUCUUUUGAUUUGUAUAAUGCGGAGCUCCUAGAGGAAGAGUAAACAAGCAGUUUUUAAGUUCAAACUCCAAAGCUA
This is a messenger RNA of Panicum virgatum (switchgrass), 1743 nucleotides long. Its product is annotated as GATA transcription factor 12-like. Gene Ontology annotation, biological process: positive regulation of DNA-templated transcription. Gene Ontology annotation, molecular function: sequence-specific DNA binding; zinc ion binding. The record is from RefSeq and is a predicted model, not a curated record. Bases 241 to 1386 code for a protein of 381 amino acids. Gene Ontology annotation, cellular component: nucleus. The transcript has 2 exons. NCBI's taxonomy places the organism in Eukaryota, Viridiplantae, Streptophyta, Magnoliopsida, Poales, Poaceae.